Molecule: messenger RNA, 917 nt
Organism: Dissoconium aciculare CBS 342.82
Lineage: Eukaryota; Fungi; Ascomycota; Dothideomycetes; Mycosphaerellales; Dissoconiaceae
Exons: 2
Coding region: 103-774 (223 amino acids)
Source: RefSeq, a predicted model, not a curated record
UUGCAACCCGUCAGCUCUGAGAGCAGUCCUUGUGUUUUCCCUCCCACAUCAAUGCAGUCAAUCCUUUCAGAAUCACAAAGCAGUGGAUAAUACUCGACGACCAUGGCGGAGCGCACUUCGUGUCCCAUGAUCGCCUCACCACCACCAAAGGCCUCUCCCGAGGCAGAUGAGAGAGUUUCUGAUUUUGAAUACGACGAAGACGAGGAUGAAGAGAUAGCGUUCUACAAGGAGGCCAACCGCGUCGAUUCGGCCGUGCCAUGGGAGAAGUUGUCGUAUGCGCGCAGGAAGUAUCGAGCUUACUUUGAGGACUACGAAAUGAUGCAUGGCAUCAUAGACGAACGGGACCAGCCCGUGCACACUCAUGGGCCAAGAAAGCGUGAAAACGGUACAGGCAUUGGCAAAGAUGCAACCGGCGACAUCAAACGCCAAGACCGCAAGGUUGACGACAACGCUCUCAAAGACAACGCGCAAGGGACUCAUGAAGACCGUGAUAACGCGGCAGAAGAAAUAGCACCGGCCGCAUGCACCACCCAUGGCAUUGGUCCAGCCACAAUGACGCAGUCCUUCGUGCCCAACGAGGUGGAUCGGCACCAUUGGGUGUUCAAAUACAUCCUCCACACAAAAACGAAGUUUGCAUUUCCGACCAUCGAUCACAACUUUGUCGAUGAGGAUGGCACAGUCCUUGGCCACUGGACCGAUGAUGGUAAGCUGCUGGAGGAAAAGGACGGGCAUUGCGCGCUCGUCUGUCGAGUGGCGCCGGAAUGCAGCAAUUAGCGGCCGCCAUACGGGCAUAUGCGAAAGCCGGGGACACCGGAGUAGUAGAAGGUUUGGGCAAAGCUCAGCGCAAUGGCACUCGAAUAGCUGAAAUGUAGCAGACAGCCUGUAUGUGUAUGAGUAUAAGAUUAAGGAUUGUAUCG